Messenger RNA from Hirundo rustica (Barn swallow), 3495 nucleotides. Its product is annotated as phosphofurin acidic cluster sorting protein 1-like. The transcript has 25 exons. Gene Ontology annotation, molecular function: transmembrane transporter binding. NCBI's taxonomy places the organism in Eukaryota, Metazoa, Chordata, Aves, Passeriformes, Hirundinidae. Gene Ontology annotation, biological process: protein localization to plasma membrane. The coding region runs from base 1 to 2763 and encodes 920 amino acids. The record is from RefSeq and is a predicted model, not a curated record.
AUGGCGGCGGCGGCGGCGGGCGGCGCGCCGGGCUCGGGCCCCGCCGCGGGGACGGCGGCCGCGGCCGGCGGGGCCGUGGCGGCGGCGGCCUCGAUGGCGGUGGCCGGCCCGGCGCCGGUGCCGGUGCCCAUGCAGCUCUUCGCCACGUGGGAGAUCGACCGCUCGGCGCCGAGCUGCGUGCCCAGGCUCUGCAGUCUGCGCCUGAAGAAGCUCACGGUGCUGAAAGAGCUGGACAAAGAGCUGAGCUCUGUGCUUAUCGCUGUGAAGAUUCAGGGUUCAAAGCGAGUCCUGAGGUCAAAUGAGUACGUCCUCCCGCCUGGGGGCCUGAUGGAGACCGAGCUGGAGCUGACCUUCUCGCUGCAGUACCCACACUUCCUCAAGAGAGAUGGCAACAAACUACAGAUCAUGCUGCAGCGCAGGAAGAGAUACAAGAACCGCACCAUCCUGGGCUACAAGACCCUGGCAGUGGGCAUCAUUAACAUGGCCGAGGUCAUGCAGCACCCGACGGAUGGCGGGCAGCUCCUGGGCCUCCACAGCAACAUGAAGGAUGUGAACAUUCGAGUGGCUGAAAUCAGCAUCUACUCCCUGUCCAGUCAGCCCAUCGACCACGAGGAUGGGAACGUCCCCUCAGGUCCUAAAAUCAAAGCUUCAGAUCGCUCCCCAGACAUUGAUAAUGACUCUGAAGAGGAGGAAGACAGCUUCUCCUCAGAGCAGGAGGCCAGUGAUGAUGCUGUGCAGGGUCAGGAUCUGUUUGAUGAAGAGGAAGACUUGAGGAAAACCAAGAAGCCCAGGAGGAAAAUGAGCCGAACCACAUCAAUAAGCAGACAACCAAACUUCAAGCAGAAAUUUGUGGCUUUGCUGAGGAGGUUCAAAGUGACAGAAGAGGUCCUGGACUCUGACCCUGUAGACCAGACCCAGGAGGUGGAAGAAGACCUGGGCUUGCUCUAUGACAGCCUGGAAGAGUGCAACAACAGUGACAGCGGCCCAGAGAUCGAGGACAACGAGAGUGUGCACAGCACACCCAAGCCCACCCUGAGGCGUUUCUUUGAGGGAGUCUCUCAUUCUGGUUCCCAGACUGAGAUCGGCAGUCUGCACAGCCAGAAAGGGCAGGAUCAAGAGUCGGGCAGCCCUGGCGAGGCAGAUAAACGGAAGGCAGGAGCGCAGCGACCACAGGAGGAGCCAGGAACGGAGGUCCCUGCAGUGGAGCUGGCGGCAGAGGAGCCGUGUUCCCGGCUGGCCCCCCCAGAGGCUGCCAUGAGGGAGGGCAGCGUGGACAGACUGGCCCAGCUGGGCCCUGGCACCAAAGCCGAGCUCCCCAGUGCCGUAUCCCCCAGCAAGUCAGAGAGCAAGCAGUUGUGGCGUCCCCGCAGCACGUCCGUGAAGGACCGGCAGAGCUCGAAGGGGCAGGGCGGCCGUGCCAGCAGCCUGGACAGUGAGAGCUCUCCAGACUCAUGGCAUAGCACCCAGGUGCCUCGAAAGUCUGUUUACGAUCAGCUGAACCAGAUCCUGGUGUCGGACGAGCAGCUCCCCGAGAGCAUUGUGCUGGUCAAUGUCGCUGAGUGGCAGGGGCAGUACGUGAGCGAGCAGCUGCAGGCGCACAAGCAGUUGGUUGUAUCCACCUGCUCCGUGGCGGACAUCCAGGCAGCCUUCAACACCACUGUCUCCCGCAUCCAGCGAUACUGUAACUGUAACUCCCAUAUGCCUCCCCCGGUGAAGGUGGUGGUGGCAGGCGACCAGAGCUACCUGAGCGUUGUCCUCCGUUUCUUUGUGGAGCAGCUGGCCAGCAAGACCCCGGACUGGCUCAACUACCUUCGCUUCCUGCUUGUACCGCUGGGCUCUCACCCCCUGGCCAAGUACCUGGCCUCGGUGGAUAACAAAUACAGCACUCUCUUCCUGGACACGGCGUGGCGGGAGCUGUUCAGCAGGGCUGAGCCGCCCACCGCAGACACUGUGGACAUUGCAGGCCGUGUUGCCCAGUUCAUCGCUGGAGCCAGCCUCUCUCACCAGCUGCCCAUCUCUGAGGCCAUGCUGACCUACAAGCAGAAGAGGAAGAGAAGCCUCUAUUUUGAUUUUUAUAUCAGCCCCGACGAGGACUCCUGCCAGAAGUUUGUCCCCUUCGUGGGGGUGGUGAAGGUGGGCCUGGUGGAGCAGUCUUUCAGUGCCUCUGUGGACUCGGACGAUGCCACGGUCUGCACCCCCUCCCUGCUGAGCUCGGCACCAGCCUCCAGUGCAGCUGUUCCCUAUGGCAAGGAGAGCGUGAGCACCCCGCCCCCCUCUCCGUCCGUCAGCAGCGGCCUCUCGGGCGCUGGGUCUCUGAGCCCCGGUGUGGAGGUGAUGGGGCUGCAGGUGGACUACUGGACAACACAGGGGCUGGACAAGAAGAAGGAGGGUGACAAGCGGGAGACUGGUAUCAAGAACACGCUCAAGAGCAACUUCCGCUCGCUCCAGGUCAGCCGCAUCCCCAGCACAGGGGAACUGGUGCCUCCCAGCACCAUGGCCAUGACCGUGGUCACCAAGGAGAAAAACAAGAAAGUGAUGUUCCUGAGCAAGAAACCAAAAGAAAAAGACUUGGAACCCAAAAGCCAAGUCAUUGAAGGGAUCACACGCCUAAUCUGCACAGCCAAGCACCAGAACACCAUGUUGCGAGUCUCCAUAGAUGGGGUGGAGUGGAACGAUGUCAAGUUUUUCCAGCUGGCAGCACAGUGGCCAACACACGUCAAGUACCUCCCUGUGGGCAUCUUUGGCUACUCGAAGAAUGUGUGAGACAUUGGGGCAUCCCUGGAAUGGAGCUGCAGUGGGUUGCAGGAGGAGACAGGGAGCUGGACGUGCUCUUGUCCCCAUCUUCUGCAGACCAGUUCCUGCCUGCUCAGUGGGGGGGAUACCACACCUGCACCCUGUGGGCCAAGACCCGCAAAGGUGAGGCCAGUGAGACCGGGUCCAUGCACCCUCCAACACCAGCGAGGACACCAUGCCAUCUGCCUCCCGUGUCCCCCAGCAGCAGCCUGGGACAAGGGUUGGCACCAGCCAGCAGGGCCCCAGGAAGGGCUCUGGGCCCCGCUCUCUGCAGAUGCACCUGCCAGGCCAGCGCUGUAGCCAGCCAGGGUCUCAGCUGGGCUGGACCCAGGCAGCUUCCCCAGUGCUGCAGCCAGCCAGAUUGCUCUGUGCAGGGGGCAGGUGCUGAGCGGGGUCCACCACCCCUGUACCACCCUUGCCAGCCCCACUGCCAGCCUUGCACUGCUGUGCUGGCCCUGCCCGCCGCAGCACAGCCUCAGCAGCUUUUCCAGUCCCCCUGCAGCCCUGCUGCUGAGGCUGUCCUCUUCACCUCCCCAUCCCUUCCCAACAAGCCCUACCCCACGGUGCUGCCAGCUGGAGGUGUGGGAUGAGGGCACCUGAGGUUUUUUUUUUUUUUUUACAAGAUUCUAUUUUUUUUAAAUUUAUUGUAUGGUUACUUUUCGGGAUUAAUUUUAAUAAAUUAAUGCUGUUACCAUUACGGCA